Molecule: messenger RNA, 916 nt
Organism: Aspergillus ruber CBS 135680
Lineage: Eukaryota; Fungi; Ascomycota; Eurotiomycetes; Eurotiales; Aspergillaceae
Gene: cyp1
Product: putative peptidyl prolyl cis-trans isomerase (CypC)
Exons: 3
Coding region: 61-543 (160 amino acids)
Biological process (GO): protein folding; protein peptidyl-prolyl isomerization
Cellular component (GO): catalytic step 2 spliceosome
Molecular function (GO): peptidyl-prolyl cis-trans isomerase activity
Source: RefSeq, a predicted model, not a curated record
ACGCGGCCUGUCGCAACCAUCAACAAGACUACGCUACUCUCCUUGUGGAAUUUAUUCAUUAUGGCGACCGAUGUAGCUUUUGAUACGAGCAUGGGCUCCUUUACGGUAGAGCUUUACAACGAGCAUGCGCCCAAGACAUGUAAGAACUUUGCGACGCUCGCGCAGAGAGGCUACUACAGCGACGUCAUUUUCCACCGCAUUAUCCCCAACUUCAUGGUCCAAACCGGCGAUCCUACCGGCACCGGCAGAGGAGGAAGCUCGAUCUACGGCGAGAAAUUCGAAGACGAGAUUCAACAAGGCUUGAAGCAUACGGGGGCCGGAAUCUUGAGUAUGGCGAACAGUGGACCUAACACCAACGGUAGUCAGUUCUUUGUCACUCUUGCGCCGACACCUUGGUUAGACGGAAAGCACACGAUCUUUGGCCGAGUGAAGAGUGGAAUGAGGGUGAUCCAGCGCAUGGGGCUUGUCCAGACGAAUGCCGAAGACAGGCCGGAUGAUGAGGUCAAGAUCAUUCGGGCCAGGGUUGUGGAAGGAGAGGAAUGAAAACGGCAUCAGACCAUGUUUUCCGAGGCAAUUAGAACAGCCUCGAGAUGUCUAGAAUCUUUGCAGUGCCGUGCUAGAUACCCCUUAUGAUUACAGGCGAAGAGGCUUUAUUCCAGCCUAGGUUGGCAGCGCAUCAUCCAUACCAACCGCAGGGAACUUCGCUUCUAGGACAGAGGAACUCAUUUACAUAAAUCUAGGCCAGGACCCGGCGCGUGUUUUGCUACAACGAUUCAAUAUACUGGGCAGAGCAAAAACCGCCGCUCCAAGCACAUAGAAGAUAGCAUAGAUAGAAUGUAUCACUACAAAACGAACUGCUUCUAUCAGGUGUUUCCAAUCCAGAGCAGCAGAUACAGAGUGACUAAUCUGAUCUACC